GCAUUUUGAAUCUAAUGCAAGCAAGAGCAAGCAAGUGAUUUCAUCUGUAAAUCGCCUGUAUGGACACACUGUAUAUAAACAUCAACUGAGGGGGGGAGGAAAAAAAAAAAAACACUUGUGCCCAGCAGUGUGAGCCGUCGUCGCCUCCCCGCGCUGCUCUCUCCUCCUGCGCUUGGGAAAGACCAGUCAGACCAGUCCAGACCAGAAAUGGCAGACGGUCGGACCAGGACGACGCUUCAGGAAAAUGACGAAGUUUAUUCAUCAGAUCUGGGGUCGUUUGGUGAUCACGUUUGUAGUAUCCCCAAGAGACAUGCACGGGUUACCGUGAAGUACAACAGGAAGGAGCUGCAGAGGCGGCUGGACGUGGAGAAGUGGAUCGACGAGAGCCUGGACCGGCUGUACUUGGGUCAGGAGAGUGACAUGCCAGAGGAGGUGAACAUUGAUGACUUGCUUGACUUGCAUGACGUUGAGGAGAGAGUCAAAAAGUUACAGCAACUUCUUCGAAAGUGCAAUAACAACACAGAGACCUUCAUCAGAGAGCUGGUGGGAAAGCUGGAGGGAGUUCACAAGCAGGACGAGCUGCAGAGCGAAGGCAUUGAGCAUCCAGUCAUCUGUCACAGCCACUAUCGCCAUGAGCCUUACCACUUCAACAACCCACAACACCACCAACACCACCAACACCACCACUUCCACCACACUCAAGGCCAAAAUCAGACCCUCUGACAUCCCCCCAAUACACACACACACGCACAUACACACAUCCCCAUUUUGUUGUUGUGUAUGCACACACAGAUGCACAUGCAUGCAGGAAAUGUGUGACCUAGCAACCUCUCAGUGAUAACAAGACUCCCGAGAGUUUCUGCUCUCAGCCAAGCAUUAGUCCAGAAAGUUAACCCACUGUAAAACACAGCUUGUAGUUUUUACACUUUAUUUUUUGUGAGGAUUAGACAAACAAGAUAUCACGUUAAUUAGUGUGCUCAGGUGCUAAUAGGCUACCUGUUUCCCCUGCUUGACGUCCUUAUGCUAAGCUAAGUCUCUGCUGCCUGCAGCCUGACAUUUAACAGACAGAUGUUUGAGUGUUAUCAAUCUUCUCAUCUAAGUCUUGGCAAGAAAGAAAAUAAGCAUGUUUAGCAAACUUUCAAACAGUUUCUUUAAGCAUUUAAAGAUACUGAUUUUUCUGACCUUUCUCAUAUGUGAAUAAUUGGCCGAUGAUAAUACAUAAAAAAAAUCAACUUUAAAACUAAUCUAAGAGCAAUGUCUUAACUCUUGAUGUGCCAUUUACCAAUUUCAGUAAUCAUACAGGAAGAAACACAUAGACACACACAUAGAAAUAGCAGUUUUUCCACCCACAGGAUCCCCACAAUUCCAGUAUUUACUUGCAGCACCAAAACAUAGGACUCUGACUUUUACUCAACUGGAAAUAUUUGUCACUAUCUUGCUCCUACUAUUAUCACUCUCUCCAUGUACACAUAGUUGGAUGCAACAGUUUGUGGCACUAACUCAUGAAGUAUCUGAUGAGAGUAGAUGAAGGAAAGUAGGAUCAACAAAAAUAGCAUAUACGAACUCUUAAAAAUAACAUUUUAAAAUAACAUCCUGAUAAAUAACAUCCAACACUGAUCAUCUAAGGGUGGAUUUUAGAUCACUGUGAGUUCAACAUCGAAGUGGUCCAAUUACAGUGUGUUCCUCCUUCCACUGAACACACAAAUAUGUUAGAUGCACCAUUUUUUAGAUUAAAUUGCCAGCUUAGAUGCAAACACUAACAUCUGUUAAAUUAUGAUAAUUAUUUAUUGUCAUGAUUACAGGAAAUGGACAGAGUCAACAUACCAGUAAAAUGUAACACUGGCAAUAAUCCUGCUGCAUUGCUUACACUGUAGUUUUUAAUGUUAUGUCAUUUAUCCCUCUCUUUUUAAGCUGUGUUGUUAAUACAUUUUCAGUUUUGUAUUGACGUACAUUCACAGAAUUUUGACUCUGCAAAGAGAUGUCCAUGCUUUGCAGGAACUGCUAAUAAAUCAAUUUCUUUUA
This is a messenger RNA of Lates calcarifer (barramundi perch), 2022 nucleotides long. It is a transcript of the gene ppp1r14aa, whose product is annotated as protein phosphatase 1, regulatory (inhibitor) subunit 14Aa. The transcript has 4 exons. Gene Ontology annotation, cellular component: cytoplasm. The record is from RefSeq and is a predicted model, not a curated record. Lineage: Eukaryota; Metazoa; Chordata; Actinopteri; Centropomidae. Gene Ontology annotation, biological process: regulation of phosphorylation. The coding region runs from base 208 to 723 and encodes 171 amino acids. Gene Ontology annotation, molecular function: protein serine/threonine phosphatase inhibitor activity.